UGUAUCGGUGCUAAUAAACCCCCCAACCCACUCGCCGCGUUCUUCAUAAUCACUCGAGAAAGGGGCCGAAAGCUUAAAAAGCAGCGCUCUCGAGAGCGACGGGAGAGAGAGGAGAGAGAGAUUGUGGCGAAGGGGAGCAGCCCCACCGACUUCCCAGGGCGAUCUCAACUCGCUAAUCCCGCGGCCACGCGAGUCCUGCUGCUGCUACUGCUGCUGCUGCUACUGCUGCUACUGCUGCUAGCCGCUGGAGCAAGAGCCGCGAAGAGGCGGAGAGCUGCUCACUCCACGCUCGACCCGCGCGAUGCCUUCCACGUGCUGCCGCUGGCUCCUCCUGCUCCUCCUCCUGUGUCGGGGCGCGAACUCCGGCCCCGUGAGUCCGGGGCAGGAGGGUCCCUUCCUUCUGCCCGGGGAACUCGGCCGCCUCCUCUCCUCCUUUGGUUACCACCACAAGUUGCGCGCCAUCCAGGGCGGCGGCGGCGGUGGCGACGACGGCGGCCAGGAGAGCGACUACGGCGAGGAGGAUGACGAGGAGGAGGAUGACGAGGAAGAGGUGAACGAGGUAGAAGACCGACAGCUGGGGCUCAGGGCGGGAGGCUCGUGGCGCUCGGCGCAGUGGAAGGGGCGGAGGACCAACGCGCACCUCCAAGGCAAGCGGGCUGGCAAGGGCGCCAAGUUCGCGCUGUCCCUGGACGUUCCCACCAACAUCCUGAGCAUCCUCAUCGACCACGCCAAGGCGAGCGAUACGCGCUCCAAGGCGGCGCACAACGCCAAGCUCAUGGCGCGCAUCGGCCGGAGGAAAUAAGCGAGACGCCGGAGAGAGAGGGGGGGGGGGCGGUGCUUCUUGGUGGAUGUGGAGGGAGGGAGCUCUCUGAGCCGGGUCCUGUUUUCUUCGUCUUAAGGUUCUUCCUAGGACACGGUUGUCAGGUCGCUGGGGGGCUGUCUUGGUUACACGCAUCAUGGGCCUGGGAUUUAAGGUCCUAGUUGCUGGGUUCCAGGUUCCAGGUCCUGGGUUGUCUUGACUACUCGGCCCUCAGUCGUGAGUCCUAAGGUUCUGGAGGCCUCCCUCCAUCCCCCCCCCCCCCCAAAAAUGUCAUCACCACUUCUUCCAUCCAUGUCCACCUUCAACCCCCUGACAUCUAAUAGUCUAAUCCCAUAUCCACUACAGGGGGCUGACGGGAAGGAAGCCAUUCACCCAUUAAUCAGAAGUCCACCUCCUCCUGUGUCCCUUGUCCAUUCAAGUACUCGGAGACACUUUUAUGAAAGUGCACCCUCCCCCCCUCUCCCCCCCCCCACCUCCCAAAAAAAUCAGGGUGGAAUAAAAACGUCGACGGAUAAAGGAUUAGUUCAUGUCCAUGCGUAUAGGGUCGAUAAAUCGAGUACCACGUUGUGGGAAGGCAACUGUGGUUGUAGAAUGGACUUACUCGGCCUUGCCAUAAGAAUGUCGAAAUUCCAUCACCGGCUUUGGGCUGUUCGGAUGCUAUGGAACCACGUUGACCGAUUUAAAUUCGUGAUCCCACUCUUUCGUUCUCUCCCGUUCGCCUCCGAAAGAAAAUAUUCACAAGCCCACGGCUAUUUAUCGGCGAAAUUACUCGGCCAGCCCAAUGCCCUCUAAGGGUUUGGCGGUGCAUCAUCAUCCCGCACGCGUUACGCCACUUGGAGGCAGCAAACGUCGACCACGUGGAACGGCGUCUUCUCGAACCCCGUGUAUCCUCGCGACAGACCACGGGACUCGCGCCCUCCGCGCGCGCCGUCGGCCUUCUCCCUUCGAGUGCAAGCGAAGGGGAACGGGCACGCGACGCACGCCGCACGCGCCUCAUAGUUGCUCAACGGCACCCCCCCCCCCCCCCCCCACGUGACGCGGAGGGCGCGUCUCGACGCACCGCGUGUGACACCCACGCGCACGAGACGCCGAUCUCCCCGUAGAGCCUUCGACAGACCGGGGGGGGGGAGGGGGGGGGGGGGCGAAGGCUGUUAGCGAGCAACUAUUAAAGCCGUCUCCCAGUACUCGAUGUCCAUACGCUGCAUCAGGUACUCAUUUAAGUCUGAGUCGACCUAAGGUUAGGCCCUGGACCGGUUCAACUAUUCGUCACCGAUGUUUGCCGUGAGCGGGAAUGGAACUCUGGAUGGCCGUGCUAGUAGCUCAGCGCGCUAACAGCGACACUACCGCUCCCCAUACAGAGUACACACACUACUGUAGAGAGAUGGGGUGGGAUGGUCAUCAGAGUCGGAGACCACACUUGUUUACAGCACGGCGCCAAGAUGAUAAUUACACAUCAUAAGAGUUUGUGUUGGGUUACAUCGCGUAAAUAUAAACGCAUCAAUAAAACCGCCACCACCCGACAGCCAAUAAAAAUGAUUAUUACAGUCUGCUAAAAAAUACCACGUGCUUUUUGUAAUCGGCACGUGAAUAGUUAACACUAUCAGGAGCUAGUCCAGUAACAGGUAACCCCCUUCAACAAUCAAAUCUGCAUUCGUGAAUGCACUCGUUGAUAAUAGUAGCAAUGAUUUUAACAUCGACAUAAAAAGUCCACGUUGCUGGCCACAUGCUCACGUUCGGCAUAGAGCGCCUUCCAACCUCUGCGUCCUUACUGUUCCGUCACCACGCAACAAAGACAAAGAUCCCCCGUGUAGCCAUAACAGACUUGUAGGGGCAAGUGCUGUUAGCGAGCACCUAUAAAGGCCGGCAAGGCACACGAUGGGGUGGGUGAACAACACCACGCCCGGCCGCCUUUGUCUCCCUAGUGGCGAUAUUUACACACCGCACCGCUUAAGCUAUUUAAACUUUGCUUUUUUCAAAAGGCCUAUUGAGCUGUAUAGCUCUUUUUUUCAGAAGCGACCUGGCCACAAAUGAAGUGGCUUAUCACGUGCACAUUUACAGCAGCCAAAUAUUCUAAAACGCACGAUUCUAAAAGUGGAGGAACAAAACCGGAGGACCCAGAGUGGACCUAGGGGAGGCCCAUGACCGGUUCAGAAAACCAUCACCGGUGUUGGCCGUGAGCGGGAAUCGAACUCGGGUCGCCGGGUUCGUAGUGCAGCGAUUACCGUCGCUCGUGUUACGUUACUUAAAAUGUAACGAAAAAUGGAAACAAAUUUUCCCUGACAAAAUAUUCAUAAAAUUACAAACUUUACAAUUAAAGUGUAUACGGUAAUCUAUAUUAACCAUACCAUUCCUGCAGAGCAGUGAUUAUUAUUUUAACUUACGAAUUGACGGCAUGGUAUAGUUAAAUAUGGCGUCAUCAUAUUUGCAGGUCGCUUCAAUAAUCGUAACUCAGAGCCUGUCAGCAUGCGCGCGAUGAGCGUUACACAUUGCAAUGGCAAACUUUAGUUAAGUAGACUGCAGCAGCGCCUUUCAUCAAAAACAUUCGGCAACCGUGACAUUCCGCCAAUGGAGCCUUAGCCCACGAUAUCGCUCAGCAACUUCGCGUUAAGAUUCUCCCAGAUGCAUCCUAUCGUUCAAGUAGCUUAUGCGGCUUAAUUCGCUCUCUUCCCCGGCUUCUUGCGGUCCCUCCGAUGUCGCAAGUCGAGUCUCUCGUUUUCUCAUCGCACGUUUCAGAAUUCUAACUUCGCCUUUCUCCCAAUUGUUAUUCAUGUUCUUGUGUUUGCACCACGCUGCUGAUAUCCACCAUACAUCAUCGUUGGUAUUCAUCUCGUCCGUCCGUGACAUUUUGGGCAUCAUUAGAACAAACACAGUUCUACUGCUCGUCGUUUGCUCUGUCGGGUCUUUGUGUUACUCUGCUCAAGCUUUCACAUCCCACGUCGCAGAAGAGACCACGUGCGGUAACACCGCAGUUGCAAGACUUCUAAAGUCGUCUUCAUUCUAUAUUUCAUUCCUUCCAGAAAAAAAAACAGCAAAGCACAACAACGUUCAACAGCAUCGCGAAUACGAUUGCAAAGUUGUGGGCGAUACGGAUAUCGCGAUGCAUCGUUAGAUCCUUGACAUUCGAUAUCGUAUCGUGGGAAAAUAUUAAUGUAAUACUAAAAUUCCUAUAGACUGGCCGAGUUUGAGAUGAUGAUCACAGAGAGACAUCCACGCGUCACGGUCUAGAGGCCGCUCUUACUGUUGAAAUAAAGGUAACCAACAUGCAGACUCACUCAUGUCCUUUGUAUGUAUGUUGAACUUCUUUCGCACCCUACGUAGCCAACCGUGAUCGUGUCCUCUUCCCAUCCCCUCCUGUCGCAAGCCUGUAUAUAUAAACAUAAUUAUUAUUAAUAUACGAGAUGUGUAUUUUUGUUCGGAAUGUAAAUGUACAUAGAAGAAAACAAAACAUUUAAGCGUAUUGUACCAUUGUGCUGUUCUGGUUAUGAUAUGAAUAUGACAAGAAUUUGCGAUGUUAAUUUAAACCAUGCCACGAUAUGACUUUGCUAAUUUAGCGAAGCAAAUAAACCGAGUGUUACGUUAAA
This is a messenger RNA of Petromyzon marinus (sea lamprey), 4401 nucleotides long. RefSeq lists its product as uncharacterized. The record is from RefSeq and is a predicted model, not a curated record. Gene Ontology annotation, molecular function: corticotropin-releasing hormone receptor 2 binding; hormone activity. Gene Ontology annotation, cellular component: extracellular region. Gene Ontology annotation, biological process: hormone-mediated signaling pathway; digestion; adenylate cyclase-activating G protein-coupled receptor signaling pathway. Lineage: Eukaryota; Metazoa; Chordata; Hyperoartia; Petromyzontiformes; Petromyzontidae.